Messenger RNA from Aspergillus saccharolyticus JOP 1030-1, 610 nucleotides. RefSeq lists its product as uncharacterized. The record is from RefSeq and is a predicted model, not a curated record. The transcript has a single exon. NCBI's taxonomy places the organism in Eukaryota, Fungi, Ascomycota, Eurotiomycetes, Eurotiales, Aspergillaceae. Bases 194 to 415 code for a protein of 73 amino acids.
GUACAAACUCUAAGCCCGCAAGUUGUCGGCUUGACUCCUCUCGGGCCCGAAAACCACACGGGACCGAGGUGUACCAUGUCAACCCGCUAAGAAUGAAUCCGACCGUCCCACGUGCCUUCAGGCCUUCGACCUCAUAUUUAAGAGCACAGAUGGCUUCUCUCUUGUAUUGGCAGUGUACCAACUUCCAGCACGAAUGCACAUUCGCCGGGUGUCAAGAUAUUUCCGCUUUGGCAGCACUAUAUCAUCAACAUCGACCCCGUUGUUAAACUUAUCCAUGUGCCGACAUUUCAGGCGCAGAUUGUGCACGCCAGUGCUGAUUCAUCCCAAAACUCCAAACCCCUUGAUGCCCUGUUAUCUGGCAUCUAUUUCAUUGCUGUUGUCUCCCCAGUUGACGAGGAAGCCCAGAACCUGUUGAGUGAGACUAAAGCUAGGCUUCUACUCAGAUACCGCCCUUGAGCGGAGCAGGCACUGGUAAAUGCCGGGGCUCAUGAGAACCAAUGAGCUGAUGGUGCUCCAGACGUAUCUUUUGUACCUGGUGAGUGAUCGACGUGUGGCCUCAAUACCGGAAAGCAGCUGAUGGAAAACCCUGUAGUUCGGUGUGAUGAGUUGC